AUAAGUGGGUCCAUCCACAUAAUGAAAUACAGCCAGUUUUAUGUAGACACAGAUUAGAACACCAUUAAGUUUUUUGAUUGAGUAUUUCCCAGUAAAUAUUAAACUUUAACAUUUCUUUUCACGAACUAUUCAUUAUAAAGAGGGAUGGCAGGAGCUUUUAUUUUGAAAAGUGAGAAAUGGAGAGGCUAGGUAUGCCUAACAUCGCCCCCUAGGGAGGUGGUCCGAAAAGGCAGUCUCCAGAAAUCAUCCAUAAUAUGAUGAGUGUCGUUUUUAUGUAUGUUGCCCUUUUCACAGAAAAAAUAAAAUGAACUGCACCAACUGUUGUAUAAAACAUUUAAAGAAUACAUUUUUCACGAUUUUUCCGGUGACAAAUUCGACCUCCAGUUCACUUGGUGGCAGCCUAGACUGUGGUGACACAUAAAGAGAGAACGAGCCGGAGCUGAGAUCACUCUAUAAAUUUACGUUUCCAGGUUUAGACGUUACUCGACUGGCUGCCGAUAAGGAUAGAAGUGGUUAGUCAAAUUAUUCGCUGAAUAAGCCGGUCUCUGUAUAUCAGUAUUCUCGUACGAGGAUACAGCUAGGCUGUCAUCUAGCGCUGUAGCUAGGUUGACUGGGUGACUUUUUCAUUGUGUGAACAUAACUUAGUUGUGUGAGUGGAAUCCUGCAUAGAAUCGUCUGAAUACCAAUUUAGUCAUUUCAAUUAAUGGCAUUCGCCGGAGGUACCCGGUGUAUGCCCAUGGGUGUACGGACAUUAAGUGAGUUUUUUGAAAUUGCCACUUUUCGUCCUGGACGUUCUGGCAGCACAGAGAUAUGUACAGACCGGAUAAGGUGCCCCAUCAGGCACUUGUCUUCAUGUGGAAUCCUAAUGACUAGGACUCCAAGAAUGCUCUGCUUCCAAGAAGUGGAGCUAACUCCCACUCAUCACAGGAGGAGCUUCAUUAGUCUCAGUAAUAAGAGGAAAGAAUAUUCAGAGAGGAGGAUAAUGGGGUAUUCAAUGCAAGAGAUGUAUGAUGUCGUAGCCAAUGUGGAUGACUACAAAUACUUUGUGCCAUGGUGCAAGAAGUCCCAAACCAUCAUGAGAAGGUCUGGUCAUGCCAAAGCUGAGCUUGAGGUGGGCUUCCCCCCUGUAAAUGAGCGAUACACAUCUAUGAUCAGCCAUGUCCGCCCUCACCUUGUCAAAGCAGUUUAUACUGAUGGCAAACUCUUUAAUCACCUGGAAACAAUAUGGCGUUUCAGUCCUGGUAUUCCUGGUUACCCCCGUACUUGCACAGUAGAUUUCUCUAUAUCGUUCGAGUUCCGCUCGCUGCUCCACUCCCAGCUGGCAACAGUGUUUUUUGACGAGGUAGUAAAGCAGAUGGUAGCUGCGUUUGAGCACAGAGCGAACAAACUCUACGGACCUGAGACGCGUAUCCCACGUGAGCUCAUGUUUCAUGAGGUCAGUCAGAUGUGACACACAGAUGUGCCUUGAUGCAUUUUAUCUGGAACUCUCAAUAGAAUUUCAAAACCAUCCUCUACAUCUCCAAACAUUUAUCACAAUCAUCCAUUUAAGGUACCUAAAAAGGUAACUAUUCACUGCACUAUGAUGGAACAGCACGUCCCACUACCUCAGAGAGUGCUUCUACUCUGCAACUCUUCUUUCUGUUUUCUUGAAGCACAAGAGUUUUGAGUUCCUUCUCUAGACUAUUGCACACUCACAGCUCAACAUAGAAAAGAAUGAACUCUGCUGAAAGGCAACUUAUGAUAGGUGUGAUAACUCUGAAUGUUAGCAUUUGGAAAAUUGUACACAGCUACUGCAAAAUGAAUGAGGACCAUGAUCUAGUCUCUAUUGUGUCUUCUGAGUUUCUGUUUUAGAUUCUUUUUGUGACCUUUUGUUGCUUUGUUUCGCACGAGAUGAUUUCAUGUGCAGUUUUUAAAAUGCUUUUACGUUGGUUUAAUUUAGCCCCAGAGUAAUGAAAUAUUAAGAGACCUGCUGUUUACUACCAAAUUAAUCGUAAUAGCUUACUGAAAAUAACAUUACAUAAGUCUAUCUAAUCUUAGUCAGCCUGCAAUAGGGUAUUUAUAAUGAAAACACAGGCAAGUAAAGUUUGAUUCAUUGGUCGCAUAGUAAGUAAUACAAUUGUAUUUGGGCUUAUUUAGUAUUAGCAUUCUAAUUCAUCUUUUAUUGAAUUAUAUGCAUAAAUGAAAAUAACUCAGGGCUUAACAAGGGUCAAGAUGAGCCUUUUGAAUGUGGUCAAAUUCUGAUUGCAACUAAUUGCAAUCACAAGGCUCACGGUGUGCAUGUGCAUGUAAGUACUAUUUCUGUGUGCUACAUUUAGGCUUACCAAUAAUUAGCAUAUCAUGCUAUUCUUUUUUGCAGCAGUAAAAAAUGUACAGUGAUAGUGAAUCUUGUGUUUGGCAUACUGGAUAAAACUUCCUUUCUGUGUGUGUGCAAAUCACAAUGAUCAAUCAGUCAGUAUUUUUACCUGUGCAGUAUUAUUAUUAAUGUUAUACUGAACAUCAAAUUCAGACACUUUAAAGCUGAACUAAUGAACAACCAAUGUGCAUUCAAAUUAAUCACAAUUUUACAGUAGUUAUCCAUGACCAUUAAACUUACUCUAUGCUUUUUAUCCAUCAUGUAGGUACAUAUAUAAAGGCUUCAUUUGAAAAAAUAUUUGUGGUGCCAUGUCCAGCUAUAUACAGUACAGCUGCAGUGAUGAAUCACUGUGGAGUUGAAUACACUGAAUUAAGAGCACUCCAAAAUCUUGAAUAUAAGAAAGAAAACUUGAAAUGGCAUAAAAUCUACACUGUCAGAUACUAGUUUCAUGUCCCGGUUAUUUGACAUUUCAUAACUUUAAGUUACUGAUUUCUGUUUGCCUAUAAAAUACUUCCGAACAACCAAUUUUGUUUGUUCUUUGGCUGUUUUAAUAAUAUAACUACUGUGCUCUGUGGCAUGUACAGUGCUUUGAAAAAUGCAGUGCUGUGCCUUAUUUCCUGUUUUUGCACAUUUGUCACACAGCCAUGUCAGAUCCAAUGUAUAUUGUAAUAUAAAACAAGGAAAUGUGAUUAAACACAAUUUCAAAAAAUCAUUUCAUUUAUUGAAGGAAGACAGUUUUGUCACCCCUAUACUACCCAUGUGAAAAAGUAUUUGCCCCCUAAACUUAAUAACUUGCGCCACCUUGAGCAAUAGCUGCAACCAAAUGCUUCUUAUAACUGGAGAUCAGUCUUUCACAUUACUGUGAAGGAAAUUUUUCUGCUCCUUUUUCCAGAAUUGCUUUCCACAGAAUUCCACAAUAUAGGGCUUUCAAACAUAAACUGUCUGUUUAUAGUCCUGGCCCAGGAGGUUCAAGUCAGGACUUUGACUAGGCCACUUAAGAACAUUCAUUUAAUUUCUUUUGAACCAUCCAUCAAAGAUGGAUUUC
Messenger RNA from Colossoma macropomum (tambaqui), 3398 nucleotides. RefSeq names its product coenzyme Q-binding protein COQ10 homolog A, mitochondrial. The record is from RefSeq and is a predicted model, not a curated record. Gene Ontology annotation, cellular component: mitochondrion. Lineage: Eukaryota; Metazoa; Chordata; Actinopteri; Characiformes; Serrasalmidae. Bases 704 to 1450 code for a protein of 248 amino acids. Gene Ontology annotation, biological process: ubiquinone biosynthetic process; cellular respiration. Gene Ontology annotation, molecular function: ubiquinone binding. The transcript has 5 exons.